This is a messenger RNA of Linum tenue, 792 nucleotides long. The record is from the annotation of a GenBank genome assembly. NCBI's taxonomy places the organism in Eukaryota, Viridiplantae, Streptophyta, Magnoliopsida, Malpighiales, Linaceae.
AUGAAAGUUGUUGGACACUCAUGGACCACUAGAGAUGGCGCAGAAAGGUUCCAACAUUCCACAGCCACUAUAUCAAAGUACUUUGGCAUAGUGUUGAAAGCAGUCAAUAAAAUUGCAGUAAGGCUCAUUAAACCACCAGAUAUGGGUGUGGUUCCAAAUCCCUUAUCGAGGACGAAAAGCAAAAACAACACAAAAUAUAUGCUAUUUACUUAUGUAAUAGCAGGAUGGGAAGGCACUGCGAAUGAUGCUAGAAUACUAAUGGAGACAAUUGCAAAUCCAGAUAAUGAUUUUCCAAUGCCACCAAAAGGUAUGAUAUCUACAUUUCAUUCAUGUAAAUAUUAUCUUGUGGACUCUGGAUUUCAAAAUAUCCCUGGAUUUCUAGCACCAUUUCGAGGAGCUACCCGUCAUUUUCAAGAGAUGAGGCGUAGAGGCGGACCAAGAGGGCGUAAAGAAUUAUUCAACUUCCGGCAUUCAAGUCUGCGUAAUGUGAUUGAGCGUUGCUUCGGAGUUUUAAAGGCAAGGUUUCCGAUUCUAAAGUUCAUGCGGUCGUAUAGCUUGAGGAAGCAAACAAGUAUUGUCAUUGCUUGUUGCGCCUUACAUAAUUUCAUCAAGAUUCAUGCCGAAGAUGAUAAACUAUUUCAUGAAUAUGAAAAUUAUGAAGAUGAAGAAGGUUCGACUUCUGGGGUUGAACUACCACUCACUGAGUUCAACGUCAGCUAUGCAGCAACACGUGAGAUGACCGAGAAGCGUGAUGCCAUUGCUAACCAGUUAUGGAGUGAUAAUCAUGUUUAG